Metarhizium brunneum ARSEF 3297 is the source of this 723-nucleotide messenger RNA. RefSeq lists its product as uncharacterized. Lineage: Eukaryota; Fungi; Ascomycota; Sordariomycetes; Hypocreales; Clavicipitaceae. The record is from RefSeq and is a predicted model, not a curated record.
AUGACCACUUUCGCUCGGACAAUUAUCCACAUUGGCCGGCUGUUUCUCCUUCUGGCCUCCUGUGGCUGGGCAGCCGUGGAUGUCGCCGGACAGUCGAAAGUGCCCGAGACGGUCGAGGUGGACUUGGUCUUCCCUCACAACGACACGUAUGCACCAGUCGCGUUGAUGCCGUUGGUCUUUGCUAUUCAGAAUUUCCCUACUAGUCGCCCGCUAUUCCUACAGAUUGACUUUGACAUCUUCCACACUCCGUCGUGGAAUACAACUGUACAACAGGGCAUCAUUUUCCUGAAUCAUGCCAACUACUCCAACAAUGCCAGCACUAUACAUUUUGUCUACGACUGGACUACUCGGCUCAAUAAUACCGAGGGGAGCUGGGCAAUGUGUUGGGGAGUUUAUUCAGCAAACUGUACCGAUACGGGCCUGGCACCUGGUCCUCUGAAACUCGAUCCGAACUACCGGCGGAAUCUCGUCCACUUCUCUACCAAACAUGGUGCCCAGCAGCCCGAUCUCGUUGCUGCUUCCAAAGACGGUGUAUGCGACGAGACAACCGGAGUCAUUUUCAACAUUACUGAGGUGAAGGAAGUGUCGUGGUUCAAUAGACAUUCCGUGGACCAUGACGUUUGCCCGAUUCUUGCGCCGGAAGCCCCGAAGCCAAACCCUUGCUUGGCCAAGGUCAACACUAAUUUUUUAAUACUCGAACUCCUUAUAUAUAUACUUGAAUAA